AUGGCGUGUCGCAUCGGUAGGAUGCUCACACGCCCAUCUGUCAAUUCACCAUUAAGGUGUCGUGAUAAUGGACCCUCUGGAUCAUGUCGGACAUAUGUCCAUUUCUCUCGGACACAGACACAUGAUUUCGAAUUGCCGAUCGAUACCAUGCCGAAGGAUAUUGACACCCUCAUGAAAACCGACCCCAAGAUGAUGGACUAUUUCGGAAGCUACUGGUAUUGGCGGAUACGGGGGGAAUCCACUCUUAUGGACCCCGAGUCCCUUCCCAAGAAAUCAUACAAACAACUGGCCGUUGACCUUGGAAUGCAAGUUGUCAAUGAACCCUCGGAGCACAUGCUGGGACUACUGGAGCUAUACGAGUACCUGAAGACAUCACCGUUUGUUGGACCCUUUGGCACCAUCAAGAACCCCGUACUGGUACCCAGUGUACUAACAGAGAGCUAA
This is a messenger RNA of Babesia sp. Xinjiang, 444 nucleotides long. RefSeq lists its product as uncharacterized. The transcript is spliced from 2 exons. The record is from RefSeq and is a predicted model, not a curated record. NCBI's taxonomy places the organism in Eukaryota, Apicomplexa, Aconoidasida, Piroplasmida, Babesiidae. The coding region runs from base 1 to 444 and encodes 147 amino acids.